AGUUCUUAGAGGGAAUGACGCAGGCAUUUCUUUUGCAGCGUUGGACUUUCGUUUUAUAAGGAAUUAUGACACUGAGCCGUGGCCCGUACAGCGAGCUCGAUAAAAUGAGCCUUUUUCAAGACCUCAAACUCAAACGGCGGAAAAUCGAUUCGCGAUGCAGCAGUGACGGCGAGUCCAUUGCGGACACGUCCACCUCGUCGCCGGAUCUGCUGGCUCCCAUGUCGCCCAAGCUGUGCGACAGCGGCAGCUCCACGGGAGGAGGUGGUCCUGGUGGAGCCGGAGGUGGUGGCGGCGCCGGUGGCGGUAUCGGUGUGAUGGCAACAUCUGGAUCUGGUGUGGGAUCCGGACUAGGCUCCCUGCCCCUGCCCAUGGCGCUGCCCUUGCCCCUGCCACUGCCACUGCCACUGCCACUCAGUGCAUCCUCGCCGGCGGUAACCGUAUCCUUGGCGGCAGUGGUGGCAGCCGUGGCGGAAACGGCGGGAGGCGGCGGUGGAGGUGGAGGAGGAGGAGGAGGAGCAAGCACAGCGGUCUCCACAUCGUCGACAACAGCGGCGGUGGCCACCUCCUCGACAUCCUCCACAACGCUCUCCUCCGCCUCAUCAUCAUCAUCCUCCGCCUCAUCAUCAGCAUCAUCCUCAUCAUCAUCCAGCACAUCGCCCAACGCUGGAGCGGGGGCUGGAAGUGCAACAGCUGGUGCUGGAACUGGAAUUGGAGCCUCCUCCACAUGUCCCGCCAGCAGCAGCAGCAGCAGCAGCAGCAACAGCACUGUCAAGAAUCACAUCAAGCAGGAGCCGCACCAAGCGGAGAUCCAUUCCUCCAGCAGUGCGAUCUCAGCGGCAGCUGCCUCCACGGUAAUGUCACCGCCACCGUCACAGCAGCAGGCAGAGCCAACGAUUGGAGCUGGUACCGGUGGCAUUGCAUCUGCUGUUGCCAGCAACCAGGAACACCAAAACAAUAAUGGCAGCAACGGCAGCAAUGGUGGCAGCAGUCGAGCCUCACCCGAUUCCCUCGAGGAGAAGCCAUCGACCACAACGACGACGGCGGCGGCGGCGGCGGCUUCAACGGUGGUGCCCACCAAUGGUGUUGUAUCCUCCGUUUCCAGUGUGGCCGGUAGCACGAGCGCCAAGCUAACCGAAGCGGGCAUGAGUGUGAUACGAUCUGUGAAGGAGGAGCGUCUACUCAGUGUGUCCACCAAAAUGCUGGCCUUUCAGCGGGAACAGGAAUCCAAAGCGGCGCAAGCAGCAGCGGCAGCAGCAGCAGCAGCAGGACAUGUGACAGUGCUAGUGACACCCUCGCGUAUCAAGUCAGAGCCACCGCCACCCAUAGCCUCGCCCUCCUCCACAUCCAGCACGCAAAGGGAACGUGAACGUGAACGAGAGCGGGAACGAGAGCGGGAACGGGAGCGGGACCGCGACCGCGAGCGCGACCGGGACCGGGAGCGAGAGCAAUCGAUUAGCUCAUCGCAGCAGCAUUUGAGUCGCGUAUCCGCCAGUCCGCCAUCGCAUGGCUCCCUGGGACAAUCGGCCAUUGUCCAGACACACCAUCUCCAUCAGCAGCUCACCCAGCCGCUGACGCUGCGCAAAAGCAGCCCGCCCACAGAGCAUCUGCUUAGCCAGUCCAUGCAGCAUCUAACCCAGCAGCAGCAGCUACAUCUGCAUCAUUUGCUGGGGCAACAGCAGCAGCAGCAUCAACAGGCGCAGCAGCAGCAGCAGCAGCAGCAGCAGCAGCAGCAUUCACCGCAUUCUUUGGUGCGUGUCAAGAAGGAGCCCAAUCAGGUGAGCCAACGCCACCUGUCGCCGCAUCACCACCAGCAGCAACAGCAGCAGCAGCAUCUCCACCAGCAACAGCAGCAGCACAAUCUCCAUCAGCAGCAACACAAUCUUCACCAGCAACAGCAGCAGCAGCAGCAGCAUCAACAGCAGCAGCAGCCCCAGGCUUUGGCCCUAAUGCAUCCCGCCUCGCUGGCUCUGAGGAACAGCAACCGGGAUGCGGCCAUACUGUUUCGGGUGAAGAGCGAGGUGCACCAGCAGGUGGCCGCCGGAUUGCCGCAUUUAAUGCAAUCCGCUGGUGGAGCAGCGGCGGCAGCAGCUGCUGCUGUGGCAGCCCAGCGGAUGGUAUGCUUCAGCAACGCCCGGAUCAAUGGAGUCAAACCGGAGGUGAUUGGUGGACCGCUGGGCAACCUGAGGCCCGUCUCCGUCUCCGGCGGUGGCAAUGGCAGCGGCGGUAAUGGAGGUAAUGGUGGCAAUGGCGGCAUACCAGGUGGUGGCUCCGUUCAAUGCCCCUCACCGCAUCCCUCCAGCAGCUCGUCCUCGUCGCAGCUAUCACCGCAAACCCCAUCGCAGACGCCGCCAAGGGGUACACCCACGGUGAUAAUGGGCGAAAGCUGUGGCGUUCGUACCAUGGUCUGGGGCUAUGAGCCGCCACCGCCAUCGGUGGCCCAGCAGCAGCAGCAGCAGCAGUCGCAGCAGCAUCCAGGACAGCAUACGCAACAGCAGUCACCGCAUCACCAGCAUACACAGCAGCAACAAUCCCAGCAGCAGCAGCAGCAGCAGCAGCAACAGCAGCAGCAGCAGCAGCAUUGCCUGUCCUCGCCAUCGGCGGGUUCAUUAACGCCCAGCUCCUCCGGCGGCGGUUCGGUAUCCGGCGCGGGCACGCCCUCAUCCGUAACGCCGCAGAAUAACGAGGAAGCCGCCCAGCUGCUGCUCUCCCUGGGCCAGACCCGCAUCCAGGAUAUGCGAGCAAGGCCGCAUCCCUUUCGCACCCCGCACGCACUCAAUAUGGAGCGCCUGUGGGCGGGUGACUACUCCCAGCUGCCGCCUGGUCAACUGCAGGCGCUGAAUCUCAGCGCCCAGCAGCAGCAAUGGGGCAGCUCGAAUUCGACGGGCCUGGGCGGUGGCUCCCUAGCUGGAGCACUGGGUGGACGCGGCGGUGGCGUAGGCAGUGGCCUAGAAGCGCCGCAUGAACCCACCGACGAGGAUGAGCAGCCGCUGGUGUGCAUGAUCUGUGAGGACAAGGCCACUGGCCUGCACUAUGGCAUUAUUACAUGCGAAGGGUGCAAGGGCUUCUUCAAGCGAACGGUGCAGAAUAGACGCGUCUACACCUGCGUGGCGGAUGGAACCUGCGAGAUAACCAAAGCACAGCGCAACCGUUGUCAGUAUUGUCGAUUUAAGAAGUGCAUCGAGCAGGGCAUGGUGCUGCAAGCCGUUCGCGAGGAUCGCAUGCCUGGCGGUCGCAAUAGCGGCGCCGUCUACAAUCUAUACAAGGUCAAGUACAAGAAGCACAAGAAGACCAACCAGAAGCAGCAGCAACAGGCCCAGCAGCAGCAUCAGCAGCAGCAGCAACAGCAGCAGGCGCAGCAGCAGCAUCAGCAGCAGCAGCAGCACCAGCAGCUUCACUCGCCGCUGCAUCAUUUGCACCAUCAGGGCCACCAGGUUGUGGGCCACCAGGUGGGACAUCAUCCACAGCAGCAGCAUCAUCCCCAGCUAUCGCCGCAUCACCUGCUCUCGCCGCAGCAGCAGCAAUUGGCCGCUGCCGUUGCAGCAGCAGCACAGCAGCAGCAGCAGCAACAGCAGCAGCAACAACAGCAGCAGCAGCAGCAACAGCAGGCCAAGCUGAUGGAUAUGAAGCCCAUGUUUCUGGGUCCCGUGCUCAAACCAGAGCUCCUGCAGGCCCCACCCAUGCACAGUCCAGCGCAACAGCAACAGCAGCAGCAGCAGUCGUCACCGCAUCUGCAGCUGAGCUCCCCGCACCAGCAGCAGCAGCAGCAACACCAUUCAAAUCAUCACCAGCAAUCGAGUGGAGGUGGUGGUAAUGGUGGAGCUGGCUCUGGUGGUGGAGUGGCCGGUGGUGGCGCCCAGUUGCCGCCGCAUCUGGUUAAUGGAACGAUACUGAAAACGGCACUGACCAAUCCCAGCGAGAUUGUACAUCUGCGUCAUCGUUUGGACUCGGCAGUUAGCUCGUCCAAGGAUCGACAGAUCUCGUAUGAGCAUGCCCUGGCCAUGAUCCAGACCCUAAUCGAUUGCGAUGCCAUGGAGGAUAUUGCCACGCUGCCGCAUUUCAGUGAGUUCUUGGAGGACAAGUCCGAGAUCAGUGAGAAGCUGUGCAACAUCGGCGACUCCAUUGUGCACAAGCUGGUCUCGUGGACAAAGAAGCUGCCCUUCUAUCUGGAGAUACCCGUGGAGAUUCACACCAAAUUGCUGACGGACAAGUGGCAUGAGAUCCUAAUCCUGACCACCGCUGCCUAUCAGGCGCUGCAUGGCAAGCGACGCAGCGAUCCAGGAUCGGGUGGCCAGGGCCAGGGACAGGGUGCGAUAACUGGUGCUGGCACCGGAGUGGGUGUGGGCAGCAGCAGGCACGGUUCACCGGCAUCAACGCCGCUGGCAACGACACCGACAACAACGCCACUGCCAUCGCCCGCCCAGCCCCUUCACAAGGACGAUCCAGAGUUCGUCAGCGAGGUGAACUCGCAUCUGAGUACGCUGCAGACCUGCCUCACCACGCUAAUGGGCCAGCCCAUUGCCAUGGAGCAGCUGAAGCUGGAUGUGGGUCACAUGGUGGACAAGAUGACCCAAAUUACCAUCAUGUUCCGUCGCAUCAAGCUCAAAAUGGAGGAAUAUGUCUGCCUCAAGGUCUACAUACUGCUGAAUAAAGCAGAAGUGGAACUGGAGAGUAUCCAGGAGCGGUACGUUCAGGUUUUACGCUCCUACCUGCAGAACUCAUCGCCACAGAAUCCGCAGGCGCGGCUCAGUGAGCUUCUAUCCCACAUACCAGAGAUCCAGGCCGCAGCCAGUUUGCUGCUCGAGAGCAAGAUGUUCUAUGUGCCCUUCGUGCUGAAUUCGGCGAGCAUAAGGUAGCAGAUGCUUGAGCAUGGCCU
Drosophila serrata is the source of this 4873-nucleotide messenger RNA. Its product is annotated as nuclear hormone receptor 4. The record is from RefSeq and is a predicted model, not a curated record. Gene Ontology annotation, molecular function: sequence-specific DNA binding; DNA-binding transcription factor activity; zinc ion binding. Lineage: Eukaryota; Metazoa; Arthropoda; Insecta; Diptera; Drosophilidae. Gene Ontology annotation, biological process: regulation of DNA-templated transcription.